Messenger RNA from Asterias rubens (European starfish), 549 nucleotides. Its product is annotated as neuromedin-K receptor-like. The transcript has 2 exons. Gene Ontology annotation, molecular function: G protein-coupled receptor activity. Gene Ontology annotation, biological process: G protein-coupled receptor signaling pathway. Lineage: Eukaryota; Metazoa; Echinodermata; Asteroidea; Forcipulatida; Asteriidae. The record is from RefSeq and is a predicted model, not a curated record. Gene Ontology annotation, cellular component: membrane. The coding region runs from base 1 to 549 and encodes 182 amino acids.
AUGGAUCAAUUUGAAAGUCUUUACACGACGUUGCCGACAAUUACAAAAGGAGCGAGCAACGAGGAGCUUGCAACGGGAGACAACGAUGGUUUCGCCAAAUUCAUUUUAGCUCUCUACUGCAUAAUCUGCGUGGUUGGUAUCACAGCCUCUUUGGGAGUAAAUCCAAGAGACCAGCGUGAAAUGUGGCAGCUCCGAGCCUCCCAAACCCUGGUGAAGACACUCCUGGCCUGCGUCAUCACAUUCGGUGUGUGCUGGACUCCAAACCAAGUCUGGUACCUACUCUUCAAUGUUGGUGUACCAAUGGCUCCAGGUGGACCUUUCCAACACAUCACUGUCAUCUUAGCUGUUGGUAAUUCCUGUGUGAAUCCAGUCAUUUUCACAAUGACCAACAAGCCGUUCCGUAAAGGGAUCAGGGAGCUGUUUUGUAAGCAGCGGGAUUCGAACCAGGUGACUGACAGUACUGUAGCGACUGGCACUGUAUCCGAGACCGUCUCCAAUGGCUCAACGCAAGGAGUUUUGGAACAACGGUUUCCAUGUCGUUACGGUUAA